Molecule: messenger RNA, 2060 nt
Organism: Populus euphratica (Euphrates poplar)
Lineage: Eukaryota; Viridiplantae; Streptophyta; Magnoliopsida; Malpighiales; Salicaceae
Product: pentatricopeptide repeat-containing protein At1g09900-like
Exons: 1
Coding region: 90-1787 (565 amino acids)
Molecular function (GO): protein binding
Source: RefSeq, a predicted model, not a curated record
GUGCCGUAUCCUAGCAACCAAAAAUUAAUAAAACAUAGAACUGAAAACCAAAGAUCCAUUUCAGUUUCAUUUCACCAGCAGCAACGGCGAUGCCACCAGCAGCAGCAACGGCAAGAACCCUAACCCGCCAUCCUCGCUCUUCUCACCUAGCCUCCCUGGUCACUGCCAUAACCUCUUGUCUCGAAAUCCUAAACCCCCAAAACCCUAACCCUAAACACAUCAAUCCAACCCAUCUAAACCAGUUCUCCCCUCACCUGGACUCCAACUUGGUCAUUGAAGUCAUCAAAGAACAGCAACCCUAUCCUUUCCAAGCCCUCUUCUUUUUCAACUGGGCAUCAAACCUGAACCCAAACCCAAACAACUACUCUCACAAUCACCGAUGCUAUGUAGCCAUCAUUGACCUUCUCCUCUCUCACUCGCUUUUUCCCAUUGCCAAAAACCUCCUUGAAAAACAUGGCAUGUUUUCUGAUCUUUUAGUUAGUAAACUUAUUAGAGCUUAUGGGUAUAGUGGGGAUACUAAAAGUGCAAUCUUUUGGUUUCAUAAAGUGAAAGAGAUUCAACAAGGGAAGUGCUUGUUUUCUUGGAAUGCUAUUUUGGGUGUGUUAGUGAAAGUCAAUCAGAUUAAUGUAGCAAAGUCAUUUUUUGAUCAAAUUGUGCAUGAUGCCGUUGUAAAGCCUGAUGCUUCAACUUAUACAACAAUGAUUCGAGGGUUUUGCAAAGUGGGUAUGAUUGAGAAUGCUAGGAAAGUGUUUGAUGAAAUGAUUUGUGAGCCUAAUUUGAUUACUUGCAAUACUUUGAUUAAUGGUUAUUGUAAAAAAGGUGAUAUGGAGAAUGCAAGGAUAUUUUUGUGUAGGAUGAUGGAGAGUAAGGACUGUUUGCCAGAUACGGUUACUUAUAGUACUUUGAUUGAUGGUUAUUGUAAGAAAGGGGAAUUGAAUGAGGCAAGGAAGUGGAUGGAUGGGAUGUUGAUUCGGGGUUGCAACCCGAAUUUAUGGACCUAUAAUGCUAUUAUUUAUGGUUUGUGUCUGAGAGGAAAUGUUGAUGAGGCUAGGAGGUUUCUGACAAAGAUGAGACUGAAUGGGGUGAAAGAAAAUGUUGCAACUCAUUUGAGUAUUUUGAAGGGCCUUUCCGUUGCGGGGAAGUCGGAGGAAGCUAUUGGAUAUUUCAGCGAGAUGAUUAGAAAAGGAAUGAAACUUGAUGCAAAAGAGUAUGAAGUUGUGAUUACUGCGUAUUGCAAGAUGAGGAAACCCGAUGAAGCGAUUUCUAUUAUGAAGGAAAUGCAGGCUAGGGGCAUUAGUCGGGGUGUUGGAAGUUUCAAUGCUGUGCUUAGGAUUCUUGUGGAGAUUGGGGAGCUUGAUAAAGCAGUUCUUCUUCUUAAACAAGUGAAGAAUAUGGGUUGCCUUCCAAAUUUGGUGUCGUAUAGCACCGUGAUAUGUGGUCUUUGCAGGUCCCAAGGUAGGAUGCAUGGAGUUGCAGAUCUUGUAGAUGACAUGCUUCAGGAUGGUUUAGAGAUGGAUGCAACCUUGUAUAGUUGCUUAGUCGGUGGUUUCUGUGAAGCUGGCAAUGAGGAAAUGGCAAUGCGUGCCUUUUAUGACUCAAUUAAUAAGAAUUAUGUCAUUAAUUUGCAGAGCUUUUCAUUUUUUGUCAACCUGAUGUGUGGAAAGGGAAAAGUUAUCGAGGCUGAACAAAUAUUCAAGGAUAUGUGUAGGAGAUGCUCGUUAGUUGACGUGUACAGUUACCAGAGGGUCCUAGAUGAUCAAUUGCAUAAACACUCAGGGAGAAGAUGAGAGGAAACUGAAGUGGCAAGCCACUGGACCCCCCAAAGGCAAAUAUACCCUAAUGAAUAUAGGAGGACAAGAGAUUGCUCUUGACCUAUUUUUUAAACUGAGUGCUCAGAAUAUGCUAUGCUUUCAGCUGAAUCAAGGGAGAACCAUGCUGAGACAUGAAGUUUUUGCAAUGUCACAGACUUGGAGAGAAUGUGCAAGUCUCGUGGUAAAAGAAUGUUGUCGCAUUUUAUUACUUCUGUCGUGUCCUUUGCUUGUUAACAUGCUCUCAUCACA